Molecule: messenger RNA, 4063 nt
Organism: Aspergillus costaricaensis CBS 115574
Lineage: Eukaryota; Fungi; Ascomycota; Eurotiomycetes; Eurotiales; Aspergillaceae
Product: putative C2H2 finger domain protein
Exons: 1
Coding region: 290-3916 (1208 amino acids)
Source: RefSeq, a predicted model, not a curated record
AUAUUCUUCAUUGCUUCUACGCCGUUUUCGCUGCUUACGAACGCCGAGGCGCCCUGUUCUCCUCCAUGUCGAUCUAGAAAUGCUAUCUCGGAUUCCCGUUCACUGGUCUUUGUGUGUAGUCUGCUUCACCGAGACAGACUGAAACCAAGCCUGCAGAACAGCAGAAUCCCAGCUGUUUUCUUGGAUCACCGAGACUUCUUCUUACUGAAGAGGUGAUCGCUGGCAUUCACCGCAUAAUUCUUACCGCGCAAAUCGCACGGUCGAUACGACCCAAAGGCCCACUGCAAGCAUGUCCACCUUAUCACCGAGGCUCAUCCAGGACGAGUCGCCCACCGAUAUGACUUUCUACGAUUCCAACUACCACGACCCUUACCUCUCGGCCCCCUUGGACCCCGAUGAAGCUUCCUUCAAGUCCUCCGCUAUCAGAUUAACGCCUGUUCCUGGUGAAGACCAUAGCACAGGAAAUCCAUCGUCUCCCUUGAAUAUACAAACACACGAUGACUUAGCCAAUGGACAUGCCAACGGUCAAGCGGCUUCUUACUCAGAGUUUCUCAGCCCAACCGAUGACUUUUCGAGCGAUAUGAGUGCGCACACGUCCCCCAGCGCCGAUAUAUUAUCCGCAGGUUUUGGCAUGGACGUGGAUUUUGGGAACAAUGCACUGCAACAUGACAACAACAUGGCGCUGCCCCUACCGAAUAUUGACACCUCGGCUACUGACAUGCUGCCCUCGUCAACGUCCAUGCUGUCGCCACAGCAAGCUGGUUGGACUCCGGUCAGGGAAUCUAGUCUACUGCCAGAUACGGAUCACAUCAAGUCUCAGACUGAGCGCGACAUUAUGGCGCGGCAACCCCAAGCACUGUCAUUGAUCACAAGUCCCCAGAGCGAUAACCUCAGUGUUCAUGCAUUUCCGGAUUCGGCCAGAGCAAGGAGUCCUAUUGUCAAGAUCGAAAGCUACUCCCGCGGGGACUCACCGGUCAGAGAUGCUUCUUCAGCCGGGCGACGCCGGAGCCUGACUUCCAACCAUCUUUCACCGAACGAUAUGACCAGUGAUUCAGAAAAUGAGGGCGUCGAAGAAAGCUACGGGGCAAUCGGGCAACGCUAUACAGUUGCACGAGCGAACGACGGUUCCUGGUUGCCCAACAUGACUACCGGGCAAGGCGGCGUUGAGCCAUCGUCACGAGACGACAUUUUCGUCCCAAGUCCGAACGAGAUGGAAAAUCGACGACGACUAGAGGAGAAGAAUGCCGACAUCCAGUCAUGGUCAGCAUCUGUAAGCGCUGCGAAUAGUGAGGCAGGAGACGAGGACACUUCCUUGCUUGGUGGGAAUCGUAGCCACCUGGGAGGCAGACGCAGAGCCAAAAGUGCCGGGGACCCAUCGCUUCAGCCGGAUUACUUCUCCCUAAAAUCUCGACUUUUGGAACCCGCCGUACCGGGGCCUGGGCUCUUGCUCCAUGAAAGUAGCGAUGAUGGCAUCAGUGAAGGCGGAUCGGACAGUGCAGAAAGCCGAUCAGACUCACCAGCUGUCAGUGUCAAUGAAGCGAGGUGGGCACACGAGGAUGCAGAAGUUGCCCCUGAGGAAGAGCAACAGAGACCCGAAGAUGGAGAACCGUCCCCACAUCAGUUCCUCGGGGCUCCUCCAUGGCGGGAUCCUGAGCACGACGCAUUUCCCCAGGAGACGCGGAUGCAGCCUGCAAGCUCGAGUGCUGCCAUGGUAGAAUAUCAACGACGAGCCAAGGACAUUGACACCGCCUCGCGCUCGGCGACUUGGGGCACCCGGCAUUUGAACGAUGCAGAAGUCAACAGUAUUAUCGGCCCAGGUGGCUCCUUCGAAAAUAUGUCACUAAAUGACAAGAAACAUGAAAGACGAAGUAGCCUCCGAAAAUUCCUACACAGAAAACCCUCCAGCAACUUGAAACGGCGCCUAUCGGAUCUCUCAAUCAUUCCCCCCAGCACGGAGGGCGCGAGCAAAGCUGAAGAUGUCAAGAGUCCCCCGUUGAGAAAGGACAGCUUCCCUCACCGGUUGAACCUCAGUCGAUCCAGGUCUCCAAGCCUUAACACAAGCAGUGCCGUGAUCGCUAUUGCCGGACAGAUGGCCGCUAUUGGAGGCAAAGAUUCCCUCCGGGCUGCGUCGCCAAAUCCAGCCACAGGCCCCUGGACAUAUCUGAAAGGUCGGGGAAGAAGCCGAAGUGAGCUACCAAGAGCUUCAGCUCCCGGGUUAAUGGACCUGAUGACCAGUCAUGGCGGACCACCGAUCCCCAACAUUGCCUACUCACCACGGGCAAGCAACCACCACGAAGCCCCGCAGAAGAGUCCAGGAGAGGACCACGCGGGAGCCAAUGCAGAUGAUGAGGAUGACGACAUGGUGGACGAAAAGGGAUUGGUGAUGCAGUUCCCGCUCCCAUCGCAUUUGCCGGUGCCGACUCUCGAGGGUUUUAAGAACCAAAUCACGCAGAUCAAUCCCCGACUUCCGCCCGCAUUGAUUGAACGCUUUGCUCACGAGCAGCUUCGUCGGUACCGGAAGCUAGUAGAGAGCAAGCAAAGCCAUACACGUGCUGUUGGCCAGAAAAAAUGUAAAUCAGGGAAGUUCUGCUUCGCAUUGGGUGGCGAGGCAAAAUUGCUGGCACCUCGCGCUAGCCCCGAAGCUGCUCACACGCAGUUUCAUAUCCCGGGUCAUGGAGCGGUCGAGGACGAUCCUCACAAGCUUGGAGAAAGCGCCGUCACUGCAGCACAGUUUCCCCCGGGUGUACCCCUACCGCCGGUUAAACGGUUGCCAGCGGAGUUCGAAUGCCCGGUAUGCUUCCAAGUCAAGAAGUUUCAGAAACCUUCAGACUGGACCAAGCAUGUCCACGAAGAUGUGCAGCCAUUUACAUGUACCUUCCCACAGUGCUCGGACCCCAAGUCCUUCAAGCGAAAGGCUGAUUGGGUCCGACACGAAAGUGAGCGACAUAGAAAACUAGAGUGGUGGACGUGUACAGUUCCUGAUUGCAACCAUACUUGCUACCGGAAGGACAACUUUGUACAACAUCUUGUCAGGGAACAUAAGAUGCCAGAGCCCAAAGUCAAGAAACCGAAAAACCAGGGGGCGUCGACCAAGACCAAAGGCGAAUCUGUCUCUCCGGACUCGCAGGAAGACAGCAAUCGCGAGCGGGAGAUUGAACACCUCUGGGACCUUGUAGAGAAGUGUCGACAUGACACGCCCAGGGGACCCAAGGACGAACCGUGCCGCUUUUGCGGUAAUGUCUGUAGCACCUGGAAGAAGCUAACGGUGCACUUGGCCAAGCACAUGGAACAGAUCGCUAUGCCCGUUUUGGCGCUUGUAGAUGAGAGGGAUCUUCCAAUGAUCGAGACUACUGGUCCUAGCGAUGAGCCCGCUCCUGGACUGAAUCCAGGGACCCCACCAAAUGAAGCCAGCCGUUAUAUGCCAAACUCGGAUGGCGUUGACGGACCCUCGGUGGUAUCGAUGGAUCUCACGCAGGCACCAUACGCCAGCAAUAAUGACGAGAACGCCCAGGAGCCUAUGAUGUCCUUCACUCCGUCAUAUUCCCCCCACUUGCCAACCAUGCCUGGUGGUUGGAUCUCCGCCGAGCCUGAGUCAAUUGACGCGUACGAUGAUGCGCCCAUAAUGGGCCUGCCAGGGGGGAGUGCGGAUCAGACGCGGCUCAUGCCGGUGCAUCAGAAUUCGGUCACCUAUCCGCCCCCUUUCAACGCUGGGCCUCGACUGAGGGUCCCCAGUCCAAACCUCAGUGUGUUGCAGGACCCGUAUAGCUUCUCCCUAUCCCCCACGGACAUGCAGCCCACCUAUGAUCAUCAGGGGCCAGUUUACGUAUCACCUUCCACGGACCACCGCUAUGGGUAUCAAGGCUCGAUGCCACCGGCCAUGCCUUACGUUCCGGGGGGCUACCGAGAACAGCCCUGAUCCUCGAUCGGGAGAGGCGACGCCGUAACGUCUCACGGGGCUUAUGACCCUAGCGCAGCAGUUGCAGAUCGUGAAGGGUGGAGGAUGGAAUGCGCUUGGAACGGUCGUCUAUCCUAGGAAAUACUCCCAUGACCACACUCGGAUUUU